UUGCGUGAAAUACCAAGAGAAGCGCAUUUAUUCCGCCUGCAGAUAACGGCAUAAAUCUAGCUGUAGUUAGCGGUGCGCGAUUCGAAUGCUCGCUCGUGCGCGCGCGCUCGCUCGCUCUGUCUCUCUCCUUCUCUGCUCCUGACGUCAGCGAGAUUGUCUGAGAGCGUCGAGCCCAGCGCGUUCUCUCUCCACACUGACCCUCCAUUGUGAGCACGCUAACGAUGCCAGCGCUCGCAGCAGUCGCCGCCGCCGCCCAGUAGAGACCUCCCAGCCCGAGGACCGAGCACCACGACCCCGUUGCACAGACCGAGAGCGCGCGCCAGAGACUUAUGUUCCAGCCCAACGUUGUCUUUUGCGGGAUUUAAUGCUCUAGCUAGUCGCCGACAGGGAGAGAGCGAGAGAGAGAGAGAGAGAGAGUGUGUGUGUGUGAGAGAGAGGGAUAGGGACAGCCAUAGAGAGGAAUAAGGAAGAAACACCGAGGAUAUUUCUCACCCGGACCAUUUUGGAGAUAAAAAGAGCCGAGGUUCAUCUAGCCAUGGGAUGUACACUGAGCGCAGAGGAAAGAGCGGCUCUGGACAGGAGCAAAGCCAUCGAGAAAAACCUUAAAGAAGACGGAAUCACUGCUGCUAAAGAUGUGAAAUUGCUCCUGCUAGGGGCCGGGGAAUCUGGGAAAAGUACCAUCGUGAAACAGAUGAAGAUUAUCCAUGAGGACGGUUUCUCUGGUGAUGAUGUGAAGCAGUACAAGCCAGUGGUCUUCAGCAACACCAUCCAAUCUCUGGCCGCUAUCGUGCGUGCCAUGGACACACUGGGGCUGGAGUACGGAGACAAGGAGCGUAAAGCUGAUGCUAAGAUGGUCUGUGAUGUUGUGAGCCGUAUGGAGGAUACCGAGCCCUACUCUCCAGAGCUGCUGUCCGCCAUGAUCCGCCUGUGGUCUGACUCAGGCAUCCAGGAGUGCUUCAGCCGUGCCCGCGAGUACCAGCUCAAUGACUCCGCCCAAUAUUACUUAGACAGUUUAGAUCGGAUCGGUGCUCCAGACUACCAGCCCACAGAGCAGGACAUUCUGCGAACUCGAGUGAAGACCACCGGGAUUGUAGAAACCCACUUCACCUUCAAGAAUCUGCACUUCAGGCUGUUUGAUGUGGGAGGUCAGAGGUCGGAGAGGAAGAAAUGGAUCCACUGUUUUGAGGAUGUGACUGCCAUUAUCUUCUGUGUGGCUCUGAGUGGAUACGACCAGGUGCUCCAUGAAGACGAGACCACGAACCGCAUGCACGAGUCAAUGAAGCUGUUUGACAGCAUCUGCAACAACAAAUGGUUCACAAACACCUCCAUCAUUCUCUUUCUCAACAAGAAGGACAUAUUUGAGGAGAAAAUUAAGAAAUCUCCCUUAAGUAUCUGCUUCCCAGAGUACACAGGUCCAAACACUUACGACGAUGCAGCUGCUUACAUUCAAGCACAAUUUGAAAGCAAGAACCGCUCGCCUAAUAAGGAGAUCUACUGUCAUUUGACCUGUGCCACGGAUACAGGAAACAUCCAGGUGGUGUUCGAUGCCGUGACCGACAUCAUCAUCGCCAACAACCUGCGAGGCUGCGGCUUGUACUGAGGCCCGCCCCCUCCCUCUCGAGCCACUUCUUUGGAAAUGAUUACUAUUGAAAAUGCAAGUUGGUAAAUAAUGAUAAUGAUAAUUUUAAAAUAGGCAUAUACAAAUAUAUAAAUAUAUUAUAUAUAUAUGAAAUGUUUUUAGUUUGUCUUUCAAAGAGCUGCCAACAGAACUGAUUUCUUAUAGAAACCCAGCCUUUAUGGUUUUAGAACAAAGUUGGGACCUUUUUUGUGUUUUCGUUUCCCUUUGCUGUCGUACGUUUCGUUCUCCCCCCCCGUUUUCCAUUGUGUCUUUAUCGUUUGAACUAAACAACCCUCAUUUUUCUUUUUUGAGAAAUCUCUUUCUUUUACUAUUUUUUUAUGUUUUAUGUCAUUGUAUGUAUAUUUAUUACAUGAAUAUCAGUCAGGGGGGGAUGUACAUGUUUGCCUGGCUAUAUGAAUUUACUUUGACGAUAAUGUGACAUUAGCUAAAUCCACAGUUAUGCUAGUCUCAAGCACUAUGGUUCAAGUCAGUUGUAGCGUGUUCCCGCUCCCGAUUUGUAAUCACUGUAGUACCGUUCGAUAUCGUAGAGAAUGGAAACACCCAGGAUCGCACCCACCAGGCUUUUCUCGCGUUUCGUCUACCCGUCCCCGUCACUUCCGUAGGUCAGCUUUCUGGGGAAGGUCCCGGCGCGGCUUGGCGCCUGUCGAACCAGUCCGAUGAUUGCAAGUAUCAUAUCAGUGCCAACCUUCUGAGAAUGACGUGUCUGGGAAUAGUACUAGAAACACUAGGUCACUGUUAUGAGAACUUAUUAACAUUUGUCUUGUAAGGAACUUUUACUUUUGUAUUGUUGUUGAUUAAUUUAUUAAUUUAUUUAUUGAUCAUCUGUCCCACACACCUCCUUUGUACUUAUUACACCUUGUCCAUUCUUCUACCUCUCGUCCAUUGUCACCCUUCCCUCUUCAUUCCUUCUCUUUCUUAGGUUUCUUCCUGUUUUAGUUGGCUGGGUAAUGGAGUCCCCGUCACUGAUAGCAUGACCCCUCAGCCUUUGUAUAAAGAAACAGCUAACUGCUUCACAUAGCUAAUGGUGCGAAAAUAAAGAAGAAAA
Rhinichthys klamathensis goyatoka is the source of this 2684-nucleotide messenger RNA. It is a transcript of the gene gnao1a, whose product is annotated as guanine nucleotide binding protein (G protein), alpha activating activity polypeptide O, a. Gene Ontology annotation, biological process: G protein-coupled dopamine receptor signaling pathway; adenylate cyclase-modulating G protein-coupled receptor signaling pathway. Gene Ontology annotation, molecular function: corticotropin-releasing hormone receptor 1 binding; mu-type opioid receptor binding; G-protein beta/gamma-subunit complex binding. Lineage: Eukaryota; Metazoa; Chordata; Actinopteri; Cypriniformes; Leuciscidae. The record is from RefSeq and is a predicted model, not a curated record. Gene Ontology annotation, cellular component: heterotrimeric G-protein complex. The transcript is spliced from 8 exons. Bases 536 to 1600 code for a protein of 354 amino acids.